AUGUUGCCAACAAACCCGGCUCCAUUUACUGGCCUUCCAGCAGCAGCUGGACUUUAUCCAACUCAAAGCUACAUUAAGGAAGAAGAUAAUGUAAAUUCAUCUUAUCAAACUUUGGAUUUUGAUAACACGAACAUUCCCGGACAGCCACCUCCCUAUCCUGCCAGCCAAUAUCCCAUGGGUAUGACUUCGUACCCGCCAUCAGGUAAUUUUAACGAUACCAUCCGAAUGCAUCAAGUAGACAGUGUUUACGGCAGAAUUUUAUUUGUUUUGUCUAUUUUCUCCAGAAAAUCUCAAUGCUUUGGCUACAUUAUCCUUACCCAAAUCAGACUUUUUUGA
Protopolystoma xenopodis is the source of this 336-nucleotide messenger RNA. NCBI's taxonomy places the organism in Eukaryota, Metazoa, Platyhelminthes, Monogenea, Polystomatidea, Polystomatidae. The record is from the annotation of a GenBank genome assembly.